Eimeria necatrix is the source of this 846-nucleotide messenger RNA. RefSeq lists its product as hypothetical. The record is from RefSeq and is a predicted model, not a curated record. Gene Ontology annotation, molecular function: protein binding. The coding region runs from base 1 to 846 and encodes 281 amino acids. NCBI's taxonomy places the organism in Eukaryota, Apicomplexa, Conoidasida, Eucoccidiorida, Eimeriidae. The transcript has 7 exons.
AUGGAGGAACUGAGGAAUGUGGGGGAGAGGCCCCAAGCCUCCCCUUCGCCGCCACCGCAAGAGGAGCAAGACAACGUCGAAGACCCAGCCUUGCUUCGCAGCGUCUCCUCCACCUCCACGUGCUGCCUGUUGGGGUGUAUGUCCACCCAAGAGGCUCUUCGGGUGUCUCUACACUCUUGGGAGUAUUUGGAUGACUUCGGCAAAACUCAAGGCCCUUUUGACGCGCUGCGCGUGUUGAAGUGGAUUCAAAAUGGAUAUUUCGACAAAAGAGGAAAUAUGCUUUUCAAAAAAAAAGGAGAUUCCGAAUUGAAGCCUUUGCUGCAGUGCAUGCCGCAUAUCUUGACAGAGGCCUACGCCUUAAUGGUGCUGCGGAUGCAGCGGCCCGAGCCUGCUGCUGCAGCAGCAGCAGCAGCAGCAGAAGAGCCCCUGGAGAUGUUUGAGGCGCAGCCGAUGCAACUUGCUGACAAACUCAACGACGCAGAUGCCAUCCUCGAUGCCAAAAUGCUGCAGCGGAGCCUGGGCACUUGCGACUUGCUGCUGGUGCUGGUGCCUCCCAGAAGCAAAAGCAGCAAAAGAAAUAAAAGUGAACAGCAGACAAUUUUGCUGCCGGAAGAGUUGCUGAAGAAGGCCGGCGUGCCGCGGCGCGCGUACAGCAUCCCCGUGCACAGCGCCUUUCUGCGCCUGAGUUCGCCAGUUUGGUUAAAAGAAAUAACUCUUUUGGAAGAAAAACAAAAAGAGAAAAUGCGCUACUCCGACACCCCACAACGGCCGGACUUGCUGAAGUAUGUGAUGGAGUGCGAAUACCCCGAGGCUGUUCGUUGCAUAAUAAACUACAUUUACGGGUGA